AUGAACGAUGAUGCGUCGCCCAGCUCCUCGGCGCGAGAUGAGCUCUGGGACGAUGACGACGGCGUCGCAGGUCCAGCGCAGCCGCAACACGCCGCCAGCCCUGCGCGACAAGCUGAGCCCCGCGCGCAACCUACGCCGCAGCAGCGACAACGGCGUUUGAAGAAGGAUGUGAAGAAAAACUGCCCGGGUCUCAAGAAGAAGCUCGUCUUCCUUACGCACCUGCUCAAGUCGCUCGAUCUCCUCGUCUUUGCCGAGCUGAGCGCCCUAUACUAUAUGGAAUGCUCCAUGUUUCGAUUCCUCCUCCGAGCAUUUGGCCAAUACCUAUACUUGAGCCCCAAGCAUGAAUCCUUUCCAGUCGCCUUGACCGCAACACGCCUACACGUCCUUCUUGUCAUUGCGCCGAAUCUCAUAUGCAUACUCUUACAUAUUUUCACUUCACUCCCAGUCGGACUAGACGACCAACGCGGAUAUCAACACGGCGGUCUUGUCAUUGACUUUGUUGGGCAGAAACCAUCCACGUCGAGAAUCUACUAUGUGCUCUGCGAUAUCAUCCUACUAGUCUUGCAGUGCGUCAUGUUGACGAUACAUUCCGAGCGAGAACAGAUGCGCGUCACGCUCAAAACAUUCCGUCCCAUGGCCGCGGACCUGGCAGAACAAGCUGCUGCUGGCCGCACCAUACGAGAAUUGGACGAAGAAGAGCGAGGUGUUUCCGCCCUUCUGGACGAAGAGGCAGGAGAUGAGGCGGUAGAAGUCGAGAUGAGGCUCCUCAACCAAGAUUCUAACGACGUGGUAGAGGAGGCUGGUCCCAGUAACGGCAACAGCAACGGAAAUGAUAAUGCUGACACCACGACACACUUAUUCAGCGUCAUGAACUCUGGCAAUGCCGUCUUGGGCCCUUAUCAUGUACUUCAUACAAUGCGUCAUACAGCCAUGGACGCGAGAAGAACAGCCGCUCACUCACUAACGAGCAUCGGUUACAAUGCAACAUUUGCGGCGAUUCGGGCAAAUGCUCAGCGACGAGCAGUGUCCGAACUUACUGCCACACCUGUAAAUGUAUAA
Messenger RNA from Cordyceps militaris CM01, 1059 nucleotides. RefSeq lists its product as uncharacterized. Lineage: Eukaryota; Fungi; Ascomycota; Sordariomycetes; Hypocreales; Cordycipitaceae. Gene Ontology annotation, biological process: SREBP signaling pathway; protein processing. Gene Ontology annotation, cellular component: Dsc E3 ubiquitin ligase complex. The transcript is spliced from 2 exons. The record is from RefSeq and is a predicted model, not a curated record. The coding region runs from base 1 to 1059 and encodes 352 amino acids.